Molecule: messenger RNA, 1745 nt
Organism: Nelumbo nucifera (sacred lotus)
Lineage: Eukaryota; Viridiplantae; Streptophyta; Magnoliopsida; Proteales; Nelumbonaceae
Product: Polynucleotidyl transferase, ribonuclease H-like superfamily protein
Molecular function (GO): 3'-5'-RNA exonuclease activity; nucleic acid binding
Source: RefSeq, a predicted model, not a curated record
ACUUGGCGCCGUUUUUUCAGAAAACGGCAUCAAUGCCAAACAUCGCCGAAGGCAACUAGACUUCAAUGGUCAUUAAGGUCUGUCCAAACAAAGAAGGCAUCGUUGAAGUGAUAGAAUUUAAGGUGGUUGGUGAAAGGGGCUAGAUCAAUACAUCAGGGUUAUGAUUCACGGUUUUAACCGAGCGCUACACCACCGAUUUUUGAGCCCGUUGACAACCGAGACUCUCGAACGAGGUUUUGUUGGGAGUAGUCGGGUUCGGGUAGGUCUUCUUAGCCCAACCGGAGGGUAUCCUUCCUUCCAUUUCCCGCGCGCAGAGCAGGAGUGUUGUUGUUUACUGCCUCCUCCAAGUCCAAGGAAGCUAGGACCACCACAAUCAGAAAUGGUGUUUGCGAGGGUUUCUUCAGGACGCUACAGCUCUCUGUGUUUCAGCUUUCCCUUUGUCGAAUCUGUCCUCUCCGGAGCUCCUUUCUCUCUCUCGCUUCUUCCGUCUCCAAGAAGGCUUAAUGUUACUACUGCCACAGCAGUCUCAGCAUCAGCAUCUAUUCUUCACGUCGAGUCAGUAGGUCUGAAGAGCGAACGUUGGAAGCCAUUAUGUUUGUAUUACACGCAGGGCAAGUGCACAAAGAUGGAUGAUCCAAUGCAUCUUGAAAAGUUCAAUCAUAAUUGUUCCACAGAGCUCCAAGUGAAUGCUGCCCAACUCAAACAUUUGCGCUCUCAGCAUCUAGAUUACUUUUUGGUGCUUGAUUUGGAGGGAAAGAUUGAGAUUCUUGAGUUUCCUGUGGUAAUGGUUGAUGCAAAAACCAUGGAUGUUGUAGAUUUUUUCCACAGAUUUGUGCAGCCUUCCAAAAUGAGUCAGCAAAGAAUUAACGAGUAUAUUGAAGGAAAAUAUGGAAAACUAGGAGUUGAUCGUGUCUGGCAUGAUACAGCAAUUCCAUUUAAAGAAGUUAUUCAACAAUUUGAAAGUUGGAUUGCCCAUCAUCGCUUGUGGGAAAGGGAACUGGGAGGACCUCUUCACCGUGCUGCAUUUGUAACUUGUGGUAACUGGGAUUUUAAGACAAAGGUCCCCCAACAAUGCAAAGUGUCAAGUAUGAGAUUGCCACCGUAUUUCAUGGAGUGGAUCAAUUUAAAGGACAUCUAUCUCAAUUUUUACCAGAGGAGGGCCCCAGGAAUGAUGACCAUGAUGAAGGAACUUGGGAUUCCAUUGCUAGGAAGCCACCAUCUUGGGAUUGAUGAUACCAAGAAUAUUACAAGAGUGCUGCAACACAUGCUUGCUGAUGGUGCAAUUUUGCAAAUUACUGCAAGGAGGAGAGCUGAUUCUCUUGAAAAUGUUGAGUUUCUUUUCAAGAACCGGAUCAGAUAACUGCUUGGCUGAAUCUAUGUUGUCAUGUAUAAUAGUAACAGAGUUCUUUGCUUGUGAAUUUUGGUGUGUCUGUCACCUUUCUACCCCACCCAAGAAGGAAAAAGAAAACAAAGAGAUCGUUCUUUUCCAUUUGGGUUGUAUAGGUGAUCCAUUAAGCUACAACACUAAGAAAGUUUAUAUGCUUAGUUGCUUUUUGUUUCGUCGAUUUAGGCUGUGUUUGGUUUGAUGGAAAAAGUGGAGAAAGGAAGGAAAAUGUAAGGAAACCUUUACAAACAUUGUAUAGACUUCCCAAUGUUUCCCUUUCCCUACCUUUUCCUUCAAACAAGCCAUAGUCUUAGAGUUCGGUACAUGGGAAUACAAAAUAUUACUAUUAAGAAUCUCGGGA